AUUAAUUGUUUUACAGAACAGAGAGUAUCUUACAUAGCGGGCAAGUUGCAUAUAUAUACAUAUAUCGUAUACUAUUUAAACAGAAUGAAUCGACAAUUUUCCCAUGAAAAAAAUUCAAACGAAACUACGUUCGAAUCUCGAACAAGGCACAAGGCGCAAGCCCUACUAAAGCAAAGUGUUUUGCCGUACAGUAACUAUGACUACGCUCAAAAGGAGACACCGAUAAUACGUCUAAGUACGCGUUUCGUCGAGAAAUAAUUCAGUUGCUGAAAGGACCGUUCUCUAUCGGUGCGGUAUGAACGACAAAGACGACAGUGCUUGGGUUUUCGAUUCCCUGAUCGGUUUCCUUCAGGGUCCGAUCUGGUCCGCGCCUCUGGUCACCUUCAUAGAAGAAAAAUCGCUGAUAUUCGAAGCGGAUACAGAGGAUCACGACGAGUAUCAAAAAAUAUAUCAAGAAUACAAAAAUCUGGUGGAUUUAUUGCUCGGCUGUUUCAUGGAAGACAUGGGGAUCACUCCGGAACAGUUCGAGUAUGCUUGCACUGUAAACAAGUAUACGAAAAUGCCCAUACAGUUCCAACAGAACUUGUUCGAGCAGAUAUGGGCCGCGAACGAGUUCGAGAUAUUUAAAAGGAUGAUGAUACAGAAAAAUCUGGAGCUACAGUUGCAGGCGUUGAACAUGAUCGAGCAGAAGUACGGGCUGACACCUGCAUCCUUAAUGUACGAGACCACUGCGAUAACCGAAGAUCCGUUGGUCAUGGAAGAGAUCAUUCAGAAACACGUGCUGGAAGAUGUUUCGGACGACGACCCGGAGAUAUCCUCGGAAACGUCACUUAUUAAAGAGCACGAACGUCUGGCAGCGAAGUAUAAUAGCGAACGGGCGUUGUUGGAAGAAGCUCUGAAAGUUUCACAGGAGAAGACACCCGAAAAGGAGACGCAUUCAUCUUCGAUAGAAGAAGAGGAAAUAAAAGAAGUCGAUGAGAAAGAGGUCGAUUCAUCGGACUCUGAAUCCCCUGUAGAACCGAAACCAGAAGUGUCGGAAGAAGAUGUGAAGAAGAGGCAGGCUUAUCUGAAGGCCAGGCGCGAUAAAUUGGUAGCGUUGAAGAAAGAAGCGAGGAGCCAACGACUCGAGAUGAAUUCAAAUUUCAGCAGACCCAGUUCCGCCAGGUCAGUGGCGGAAGCGACGAUUAAAGGGGAACAGGAACUAAAAUUGUCGGAAUCCCUGGAACCGUCUGUUAUGCAAGCUCGUAAAGCACUCGCAGUUCGUCUUCAAGCCGAGGUGAUACGCAAGCAAACUGACUAAUACGAUUAUAGAAGUAUUUCAGCGAGAGAAGGGAUAAAAGUUUGUUGCCCGAUUGUGAUUAAAUAAUAGAAAUAGUCUCUUAAGGUCACUUGUACUCUCUCGAUUCGAUGCGAGGCGAUGACUGCUCACAAACGAAAUCUCUGAGACGAACAACUUAAGGAACGCAAGUUUUCUAAUAACUAUUUGUAUAGACCAUAUUGCCAGGAAUAAAAGAAACAAAUUCCUACUUACUUCUGCUUCGAGUAUAAAUAAAAUGAUGUCGAGAAAGGAAAA
Molecule: messenger RNA, 1573 nt
Organism: Ceratina calcarata
Lineage: Eukaryota; Metazoa; Arthropoda; Insecta; Hymenoptera; Apidae
Product: cilia- and flagella-associated protein 36
Exons: 5
Coding region: 296-1300 (334 amino acids)
Cellular component (GO): axoneme; ciliary base
Source: RefSeq, a predicted model, not a curated record